AUGGAGAACUCCACGGUGUCCAAUGGGACUUUGGAAUCUUGGACUGACCGCAGUGUUGAAUAUAAAGUGACCAGCGUCCUCAUCGUUUUCCUAAUAUGCGCUCUGGGGAUAGUUGGAAACGUGAUGGUCAUCAUGGUGGUCCUCACCACAAAGCACAUGCGGACCCCUACCAACGGUUAUCUGGUGAGUUUGGCCAUCGCUGACCUCAUGGUGUUGAUCGCAGCCGGUCUACCGAGCAUAACGGACAGUUUGUUCGAUUCUUGGAUUUUUGGGCACCCGGGGUGUCUGUGCAUCACAUACUUCCAAUAUCUUGGAAUAAACGCAUCCUCGUGUUCCAUAACAGCGUUCACUAUAGAGCGAUACAUCGCCAUAUGUCACCCGAUCAAAGCGCAGUUUUUAUGUACGCUCUCACGGGCGAAGAAGAUCAUUCUUGGAGUUUGGGUUUUCACCUCACUUUACUGCGUAAUGUGGUUUUACCUUUCCGAUAUCCAACAGGUAGUCUACAAGGAUGUGACAAUAGUGACGUGCGCGUACAAAGUGUCCAGAAACCUUUACCUUCCCAUAUAUUUUUUCGACUUUGGCAUCUUCUUCGUUUUGCCUCUCUCUCUGGCCACCGUAUUGUAUGGUCUUAUUGCGCGAAUUUUAUUUCUCAAUCCGUUACCGUCGGACCCCAAAGAGGACAAGAAUGGGCAUGAUAACUUUUCCAAAGGGAAGAAGUACAAGAUGAAGAAUUCCAGCCGCUGCUCCAGUACAACUGCAGCAUCCAGAAGACAGGUUACAAAAAUGCUGGCAGUGGUGGUUAUUCUGUUUACUAUACUUUGGAUGCCAUACCGCACACUGGUGGUGGUCAACUCCUUCCUGCAAGAAGCCUACCUGGACACCUGGUUUCUGCUGUUCUGCCGCACCUGUGUCUACCUCAACAGCGCCAUUAAUCCCCUUAUCUACAACGCCAUGUCACAAAAGUUUCGCACUGCCUUCAGGAGGCUCUGCCGCUGCGGACGCAAUGCUCAGGCACAGAAGGCAGCCUAUAGCGUGGCAUUAACCUACAGCGUUGCUAAGGAAACUUCAACGGUGGAGAGCAUGGGGCAUUUUUCAACCGAGAUGGAUGACUUGACACCAUCGGAAGAGCUGUUUCCUGAUAAGAAGCUUCUGUAUCCACAGAACUGUGACUUCAGAAAAGAGACCUUUAGUCAGGCCUGA
Molecule: messenger RNA, 1200 nt
Organism: Xyrauchen texanus (razorback sucker)
Lineage: Eukaryota; Metazoa; Chordata; Actinopteri; Cypriniformes; Catostomidae
Product: thyrotropin-releasing hormone receptor-like
Exons: 2
Coding region: 1-1200 (399 amino acids)
Biological process (GO): phospholipase C-activating G protein-coupled receptor signaling pathway
Cellular component (GO): membrane
Molecular function (GO): thyrotropin-releasing hormone receptor activity
Source: RefSeq, a predicted model, not a curated record